CGUCACGUGACGCGAAGCCGCCCUGUCCCCGUGUCACGUGGCGCCUUAAAAAGGGGGCGGUCUUUCGCCGCGCUGGGCCUGGCUUCCCGUCAGUGUGUGUGGCGGCGGCGGCGGCGGAGGAGGAGGCGGCGGAGACGCAGAGUUCUACCUUGUAAAUACUGUUAUUUGUAUAUACUGUAAAUGAUGACCUCGGUGGGCACGAACCGGGCCCGGGGCAGCUGGGAGCAGGCGCAGACGCAGAACCAGACACAGCACAAGCAGCGGCCUCAGGCCACUGCGGAGCAGAUCCGGCUCGCACAGAUGAUCUCGGACCACAACGAUGCGGACUUUGAGGAGAAGGUGAAACAACUGAUCGACAUCACAGGCAAGAACCAGGACGAGUGUGUGAUCGCCCUCCACGACUGCAACGGGGACGUCAACAGAGCCAUCAACGUGCUCUUGGAAGGGAACCCCGACACGCACUCCUGGGAGAUGGUCGGGAAGAAGAAGGGCCUCUCGGGGCAGAAGGAGAGCGGGCAGGCCGAGCCCAGCGAAGAGGGCAAGGAGAACCACCGGGAGCGGGAGAGAGACUUCAGCCGGCGACGGGGCGGAGGGCUGCCCAGGAGGGGACGGGGCACCAGCCGCGGGAGAGAGUUUCGGGGGCAGGAGAACGGGCUGGACGGCGGCAAGACGGGCGGAUCCUCUGGACGAGGCACGGAGAGGGGCCGGCGCGGCCGUGGACGAGGCAGAGGCGGCUCCGGAAGGCGGGGAGGACGGUUCUCAGCCCAAGGCAUGGGGACCUUCAACCCUGCGGACUACGCGGAGCCCGCAAACGCCGAGGAAGGCUAUGGGAACAGCAACAGCAACACAUGGAACAACACCGGGAGCUUUGAGCCGGACGACGGGACGAGAGUUGAUUACAUUAGGGGUGAGGGGUCAAAUUAUCCCCGAAAAUUUGACACUGCUCCUGGUACGAGAAAUCCAGGCGCCUGGAGGACGGCCACCGAGGAGUGGGGCACCGAGGACUGGAACGAAGACCUUUCGGAGACCAAGAUCUUCACGGCGUCCAACGUCUCCGCCGUGCCGCUUCCUGCGGAAAACGUGACCAUCACGGCCGGACAGAGGAUCGACCUGGCGGUGCUGCUGGGCAAGACCCCGUCGUCCUCCCUGGAGACGGACUCGCCCAACCUGGACUCGUCCUCGUCGUCCUCGCAGGCCCCGGCCCUGAGCCAGCCUCUGGUCUUCAGCAACUCCAAGCAGAGCGCCAUCGCCCAGCCUGGGUCGGGGGCCGCCUUCGCCCACCACGGCAUGGUCAGCAUGCUGGGCAAGGGCUUUGGCGAGGUGGGCGAGGCCAAGGCCGGCGGACCCAGCGGAGGCACCACCACCACCACCACCGGCUCCCAGUUCCUGGAGCAGUUCAAGACGGCCCAGGCCUUGGCCCAGCUGGCCGCUCAGCACCCACAGCCGGCCGGGAGCAGCAGCAGCAGCGGCGGCGCCACUGGGGCCUCCUGGGAGAUCGGCGCCUCCAGCCAGGCCUCCUCGCUCGUCCAGUACGACCUGAAGAGCCCCUCGGAGCCUGCGUUUGGCAAGCGUCAGGCCUUCCCGGCCCCCUCCUCGUCCUCGUCCUCCUCGGCCAUGAUGGAGGCCUUCCUGCAGGACAAGCCUCCCGCCGGGCCCACCGCCUCCUCCUCGUCCUCCUCGGCCCCGCUGCCCCCCUCCUGCUCCCCGCUGUCCGGCAAGGCCCCCCCGGCCCCCCAGAUGUCCCCGGGCUCCUCCGACAACCAGUCCUCCAGCCCCCAGCCCGCCCAGCAGAAGCUCAAGCAGCAGAAGAAGAAGGCCUCGCUCACCUCCAAGAUCCCUGCUCUGGCUGUGGAGAUGCCUGGCUCCGCGGACAUUUCGGGGCUCAACCUGCAGUUCGGGGCCUUGCAGUUCGGCUCGGAGCCCGUCCUCUCGGAGUACGAACCGGCGCCCGCCUCCAGCAGCUCCGGCAGCCAGGCCCCGGGGAACCUCUACACGAGCACCGCCAGCGAGCCCCUGUCCUCGAUGGCGUCCACCAAGGGCCCGGAGCCGGGGUACCAGAGCGGGGCCCUGCCCUCCGUGGCCACGUAUACCUCCCAGAACAGCGCUCAGGGACCCCUCUACGAACAGAGAUCCACCCAGACCCGGCGGUACCCCAACUCCAUCUCCUCCUCGCCCCAGAAAGACCUGGCCCAGGCCAAGAAUGGCUUCAGUUCGGCGACGCCCUCGCAGUUGCAAACCACGCAAGCAGCCGAAGGUCCCUCGGGCCCCACGGUGAAGCCGGACUCCCCCUCGGCGCCCAGCCUGGCGGCCCCGCUCUCGGACCCGACCUCAGCGGCCUCCCUGCUGACCACCGCCCCCCAGCCGCACCCCUCGGUCCUUGGCGGCCUCAACCACGCCGAGGAGAUGCCCAGCGCGGCCGCCUCCCAGCACAGCAGGUACUCGCUGUCGGCCCCGCAGAACAGCCUCUCCUCCUCCACUUCCUCCGGACGCACAUCCACUUCCACCCUCUUGCACCCGAGCGGGGAGAGCGAUGCCGGGCUGCACUCCUCGGCCGGCACCUUCUCCGCCUCGUCGUCCUCCUCCUCCUCCUCGGUCUCGGCCGCCCCGCCCCCCCCUCCGCCGCAGGUGCCCAGCGCCAACGCCGCCUCCUCCUCCUCCUCCUCCUCGGGCCUCAACAGCAGCAGCAGCAGCAGCGUCAGCAGCCUGGGCCUCAGCCUGGGCAGCAACUCCACCGUCACCGCCACCAGCCGCAGCUCCGUGGCCACCACCUCAGGGAAGGCCCCUCCCAACCUGCCUCCCGGGGUGCCGCCUUUGCUGCCCAACCCCUACAUCAUGGCCCCGGGCCUCCUCCACGCCUACCCGCCACAGGUUUAUGGCUACGAUGACCUACAGAUGCUCCAGACAAGGUUCCCCUUGGACUACUACAGCAUCCCGUUCCCCACGCCGACCACCCCGCUCACCGGGAGGGACGCCAGCUUGAGCAGCAACCCAUACUCCGGCGACCUGGCGAAGUUUGGCCGCGGCGACGCCUCCUCCCCGUCCCCGGCGACGACGCUGGCGCAGCCGCAGCAGAGCCAGAGCCAGACGCACCACACCGCCCAGCAGGCCUUCCUCAACCCGGCCCUCCCGCCCGGCUACAGCUACACCAGCCUGCCCUACUACACCGGCGUCCCGGGACUGCCCAGCACCUUCCAGUACGGGCCUGCCGUCUUCCCCGUGGCCCCCACUUCUUCCAAGCAGCACAGCGUCAACGUCAGCGUCAACGCUUCAGCCACCCCCUUCCAGCAGCCCAGCGGGUACGGCUCCCACGGAUACAGCACAGGCGUGUCGGUGACAUCCAGCAACACGGGCGUGCCGGACAUCUCUGGCUCCGUCUACUCCAAAACACAGCAGUCCUUUGAGAAGCAGGGUUUCCACACCGGGACCCCGGCGGCCUCCUUCAACCUGCCCUCGGCCCUGGGCAGCGGCGGGCCCAUCAACCCGGCCACGGCCGCGGCCUACCCGCCGGCCCCCUUCAUGCACAUCCUGACCCCGCACCAGCAGGCCCACUCCCAGAUCCUGCACCACCACCUCCAGCAGGAUGGGCAGAGCGGGACCGGCCAGCGCAGCCAGGGCAGCUCCAUCCCGCAGAAGUCCCAGGCCAGCAAGUCGGCCUACAACAGCUACAACUGGGGCGCCAACUGAGCUGAGCAGGACACACGUCAACCCCACGACCGACAGACAGGCAGACGGACGGACAGACGGACGAGCGAGCGAGCGACGAGACGGACAGGCGGACGAGCGCAGACCCCACCCACCCAGGACGAGAGGGAGGAGGGGGCUCCGAGCUCCGUGGCCCAAAGCCGCCGGGCUCUGCAGAUAACCCCCCGCCCCGGCCUCGGCCCCUUCCCCCCCCUCCUCUUCUCUUCUUCUCUUGUAUGUAAUAUAGGAUUUGUAUCUUUUAUCGCCCCUUUGUUUUGCUUUUUCUUCCUUCCUUCCGUUCAGAUGACGAGCCAGCCGUUCAGCCGUAGGGGCCUUUUUAUUUUUUUCCCCCCGUUUUGUUUUUCUACUCCCCCUCCCCCUCCCCUUUCCCUGCCCCAAUUGACCGAAUAAACAAACGAUAAACAACAACAACGACGACCAAUCGCGGAUCCAAAGGAGUCACCCAAGCAAGGCCCGGAGACACGCCCCCUCCCAGAACUCCCCCUCCCCUUUAUUAUUAGGCAUAAGAGCAGUAAUUGAUAUCAACCGCGUUGUAAGAUUAAUUAGUUGAAGUGUUUUUUUUGUACUGUGUUCUAAAUUUAAUGGAUUCAUGUGUCUUGUAUAUAAAAAUGAAAACCCCACUCUCUUUC
Molecule: messenger RNA, 4331 nt
Organism: Anolis carolinensis (green anole)
Lineage: Eukaryota; Metazoa; Chordata; Lepidosauria; Squamata; Anolidae
Gene: ubap2l
Product: ubiquitin associated protein 2 like
Exons: 28
Coding region: 181-3684 (1167 amino acids)
Biological process (GO): hematopoietic stem cell homeostasis
Cellular component (GO): nucleus; cytoplasm
Molecular function (GO): protein binding
Source: RefSeq, a predicted model, not a curated record